Molecule: messenger RNA, 594 nt
Organism: Caenorhabditis remanei
Lineage: Eukaryota; Metazoa; Nematoda; Chromadorea; Rhabditida; Rhabditidae
Exons: 5
Coding region: 1-594 (197 amino acids)
Biological process (GO): negative regulation of transcription by RNA polymerase II; anterior/posterior pattern specification
Cellular component (GO): nucleus
Molecular function (GO): DNA-binding transcription factor activity, RNA polymerase II-specific; RNA polymerase II cis-regulatory region sequence-specific DNA binding
Source: RefSeq, a predicted model, not a curated record
AUGUAUCCCGGAUGGACAGGCGAUGAUUCGUACUGGGCGGGCGCCGGCACAACAGCUCCCGCUUCAUCCGGCACAUCUGCCUCGUCGACGGCUUCGUCCACCGCCGCCGCUGCAGCCGCUGCCAAUAAUUUGAAGACAUACGAACUCUACAAUCACACCUACAUGAACAAUAUGAAGCACAUGCUGGCUGCAGGCUGGAUGGAUAAUUCUACUAAUCCAUUUGCCUACAAUCCCCUUCAAGCCACGUCAGCGAAUUUCGGAGAGUCUCGCACAUCAAUGCCAGCAAUCUCACAGCCAGUUUUUCCAUGGAUGAAAAUGGGCGGCGCCAAAGGAGGUGAAUCGAAGAGAACCCGUCAAACAUAUUCAAGGAGUCAGACACUGGAACUCGAGAAGGAAUUCCAUUAUCAUAAGUAUUUGACACGAAAACGGAGACAAGAGAUCUCGGAGACACUUCAUUUGACUGAGAGACAGGUAAAAAUCUGGUUCCAAAACCGCCGUAUGAAGCACAAAAAAGAGGCAAAAGGCGAAGGUGGCAGCAAUGAAUCGGAUGAGGAAUCGAAUCAAGAUGAGCAAAAUGAGCAACAUUCUUCUUGA